AUGCAAACCAUCAAGUGCGUUGUUGUUGGUGAUGGAGCCGUUGGUAAGACAUGCUUACUAAUUUCAUAUACUACAAAUAAAUUUCCUUCUGAAUAUGUACCAACUGUUUUUGAUAAUUAUGCUGUAACAGUCAUGAUUGGUGGUGAACCAUAUACUUUAGGAUUAUUUGAUACUGCUGGACAGGAAGAUUAUGAUAGACUUCGUCCACUUUCCUAUCCACAAACUGAUGUUUUCCUUGUUUGUUUUUCUGUUAUAGCACCAGCAUCUUUUGAAAAUGUUAAAGAAAAGUGGGUUCCAGAAAUUGCUCAUCAUUGUGCUAAAACACCAUUUUUACUUGUUGGUACACAAAUUGAUCUUAGAGAAGAUCCUACAUGUGUUGAAAAAUUGGCAAAGAAUAGACAAAAACCUGUAACAUUUGAAAUGGGUGAAAAAUUAGCCAAAGAAUUAAAGGCUGUUAAAUAUGUUGAAUGUUCUGCUUUAACUCAGAAAGGGUUAAAGAAUGUAUUUGAUGAAGCAAUUAUGGCAGCAUUGGAACCACCCGUUCAGCCAAAGAAAAAGAAAUGUAGUAUUCUCUAA
Strongyloides ratti is the source of this 576-nucleotide messenger RNA. Its product is annotated as Cdc42l protein. The transcript has 3 exons. Bases 1 to 576 code for a protein of 191 amino acids. The record is from RefSeq and is a predicted model, not a curated record. Lineage: Eukaryota; Metazoa; Nematoda; Chromadorea; Rhabditida; Strongyloididae. Gene Ontology annotation, molecular function: GTPase activity; GTP binding. Gene Ontology annotation, biological process: small GTPase-mediated signal transduction.